AUGACCAUUGCAAGUGCUCCUCCAAUUCUCGAUUUCUCCGUGUUCUAUGGCAACGACCAAGAAGCAAAGUCAAAAUUGGUCGAUGAUGUACGGAACUGUUGUUUGCAUAACGGAUUUUUCCAAAUCACCGGCCAUAGAGUACCAGCGGACUUACAAGAAGCCGUCUUAGACUGUCUCAAGGACUUUUUUGCACUUCCACAGGCAGCGAAGGAAAAAGUCCUCAAAGACAAAAAUACUUGGAAUAGAGGGUACGAGAGGAUUGGCUCCCAAAUUCUGGAAGCUGGAACAAAUCCUGACCAGAAGGAAGGCUUCUACAUCGGGGAAGAAAUCACGAAGGAUCAUCCUUACUUCAUCCAAAAGAAACUUAACAGUGGACCAAACUUGUGGCCUGACAACGUCAAAGAUGUUCAAAGAUUCAAGUCUGUUUCAAUGGAGUACUAUAACGCGAUGCAUGCCUUAGCCAGGGACAUUCUUUCCAUUAUCGCUCAGACAUUGGAGCUCGAUGCUUCCUAUUUCAAAGAAUUCACUACGGAUGCUGUCGCCACCUUGAGAUACCUCCAUUAUCCCCCGCAAGCACCAGACUCAGACGAGAAACUCUCGAGGGGUAUUGGUGCACACACAGAUUUCGGUUCAGUGACAUUGCUCAUGCAGGACGAUGUGGACGGGCUACAAGUGUAUGAGAAAAGCACAAAUGAAUGGCUUGACGUCGUCCCUAUUAAAGGAGCAUAUGUGGUGAACCUUGGAAAUAUGUUCAUGCGAUGGUCUAACGACAAAUACAUUUCCAAUCUUCACAGAGUCAUAAAUAAAUCCGGCAAGGAGCGAUACUCUAUCCCAUUCUUUUUCAGCGGCAACCCAGACUACAUGAUUGAAUGUCUGCCAAACUGCCGUAAAGACGAUGAAGAGCCAAAGUAUCCUCCUAUCACGGUGGAAGGAGCUGUGGGUGGAAGCUACAAGGCAAGCUAUGGUGCAGCAGAAGCCUUCAAGAUGACGGCCCCUGCGGUCGUUCCAGCUCCACAGGCGAUAACCGCAUAA
Messenger RNA from Exophiala bonariae, 1032 nucleotides. RefSeq lists its product as uncharacterized. NCBI's taxonomy places the organism in Eukaryota, Fungi, Ascomycota, Eurotiomycetes, Chaetothyriales, Herpotrichiellaceae. Bases 1 to 1032 code for a protein of 343 amino acids. The transcript is spliced from 5 exons. The record is from RefSeq and is a predicted model, not a curated record. Gene Ontology annotation, molecular function: 2-oxoglutarate-dependent dioxygenase activity.